Plectropomus leopardus (leopard coralgrouper) is the source of this 828-nucleotide messenger RNA. Lineage: Eukaryota; Metazoa; Chordata; Actinopteri; Perciformes; Serranidae. The record is from RefSeq and is a predicted model, not a curated record.
AUGGAUAAUGACAACGAGGACAACGACGAUAACGACCCUCAUCGUCACGAGUUGUCGGCCAUCAACGAGCUCCCGGAGCGAGAGCGAUCUGACGACAAAGACAGCACCAGCGCCUACAACACCGGAGGGGAGAGCUGCCGCAGCACGCCGUUGGUCAGCACCGAGCAGAUCCCGCCUCUCCAGGAGGAGGAAGAUGAAGGAGGGAGACGGCUGAUGUCUCCGCCUCCUCUUCUCCCCCUGAGCCGCCUCCCUCCUCUGAACUCCCCCCUCACCCCGCGGCGUCACGGUCGCGACCGCGACAGAGAAAGGCGCCACUCCAACCUCAGCUGCUCUUUCUCCCCGAGCACUUACAGGAAGUACGAAGCAGCCAACGGGUCAAGCUCCACCCCCUCCACGCCCUCCAAGUUCAGGUCUCUGACCAGAGAGGCGGGGUCAUCUUCGAGAAGGGGCGUGGCUGAUGGAGGGCGGGGCUCCAGAGCAGGUGGCGCCACCGACAGGUGCGGCGGUGGAAGUGCAGAGUCCAGUCCCUAUUUCAGCAGAAGACACCACAGCCACAACAAGCCGCUAGAGCGCUACCAGAGCUGCAUGACGCUGCCCUCCGAGGGCCUGGUGGACCCUCUGGAUCGAGUGAGAGACAGAGCGAGGGCCGAGGGCGAGGAGAGGGGGAUGGGCACGGGCAGCAGCGGCCCAGCCAGCCCCAGGAGCGUGAACAGCGCCCCCUGUGGUCUGGAGGACCACCACAGAGGCGCCUCGCGGUUAGGACUGGCACUACCGCUCGGGCUGACGCACUCAUCACCCACAGCCUCACCGCAGCGCAUGGAGUGGAAG